Cyprinus carpio (common carp) is the source of this 1754-nucleotide messenger RNA. RefSeq names its product cyclin A1 (gene ccna1). Gene Ontology annotation, biological process: mitotic cell cycle phase transition; regulation of cyclin-dependent protein serine/threonine kinase activity. The record is from RefSeq and is a predicted model, not a curated record. Gene Ontology annotation, molecular function: cyclin-dependent protein serine/threonine kinase regulator activity. Gene Ontology annotation, cellular component: cytoplasm; nucleus; cyclin A2-CDK2 complex. Lineage: Eukaryota; Metazoa; Chordata; Actinopteri; Cypriniformes; Cyprinidae.
CGAGUGUAAUUAGCAUUUAUUUGGAACAGCUGGAAAGCGUAGGAGAUCUCAAUUAAGUCAAAUGUGUUUACUAGCCUCAUGUCGAUUGGUCGUGAAUAUCGACAUGCUCGUAUAAAAGGUGUAGCGAGAUAAUCAGUGUCAAAGCACUUUGAUCCACUCAUUGAAAGUCUAUUGGUUCGUUAAGAAUAUAACGCAGCAAGAGCAGAUAAAAUGGCUUCCCGUGGUCUCGCUCCUCUGUCCAGUCGUCAGGAGAACAUCAUGGGCCUCGGAAGAGCGGAUGGCCUGCGCGCUCUCAAGCCCGGCCAGAGGGUUGUGCUCGGUGUUUUGACCGAGAAUGAUCAGCAAAACCGAGUAUUUGGUCAGGUUUCAUCCAAAUAUGUGCCAGCUCUUCGUGAUGCAUCUACCCUUGACGUCAGCACAUCGAGGGCUACGCUGGGUGAUCACGUGGUUGAGCCGGUCAUCGCACAGUCCACUAAACAGUCAUCCUCAUUCGUACUGCCGUCAGAGCUCCUGCUAGUAGAUGAUGCGGUCCAAGAUCUUGGUUCAGGGUCUUGCAUGGAUUCUUCCAUGCAGUCAUUGCUGGAGGAGGAGGCCGCUGCUUCUGAGGAUGUCCUGUGUGUUCCAGAAUAUGCUGAGGACAUCCACAGAUACCUGCGUGAAUGUGAAGUUAAAUACAGGCCGAAGCCUGGCUAUAUGAGAAAGCAGCCUGACAUAACCAACUGUAUGAGGAUCAUCCUUGUUGACUGGCUGGUUGAGGUUGGUGAAGAAUACAAGCUGUGCUCGGAGACGCUCUUCUUGGCUGUCAAUUACCUGGACCGCUUCCUUUCGUGCAUGUCUGUCCUGAGAGGAAAACUGCAGCUUGUGGGAACAGCUGCUGUACUCUUGGCUGCGAAAUACGAGGAGGUGUAUCCUCCGGAAGUGGAUGAGUUUGUGUACAUCACGGAUGACACCUACACCAAGAAACAGGUGCUUCGGAUGGAGCAGCACCUGCUCCGAGUGCUGGCUUUUGACAUGACUGCACCCACGGUUCACCAGUUCUUGAUGCAGUACACAUUGGAGGGGCAUAUCUGUGCCAGGACCGUAAACCUUGCUUUGUAUCUUUCAGAGUUGAGCCUGCUUGAGGUGGAUCCCUUUGUGCAGUAUCUACCUUCCAAGACUGCUGCAGCUGCAUAUUGUCUGGCCAACUACACUCUAAAUGGGGUUUUGUGGCCUGAGAACCUGUAUGCCUUCACUGGUUACUCACUGGCAGUGAUCAUCCCAUGUCUGAUGGAGCUUCACAAACUCCAUCUAGGGGCUGCAGGUCGCCCCCAACAGGCAAUCCAGGAGAAAUACAAGAGCUCGAAAUAUUGUGGCGUGUCCCUGCUUGAGCCUGUGGAGUCUCUGCAUCUUCCUUGAUGUUUUGGUGACCACAACUGUUACUUGAGGCCAACAAAUGAACUGCAGCGCUUAAGUCUAUUGUAAAUAUUGAAUGAGUUUUAAAUGUAGCUUUUAAUCUUUUUAAAAAUGUGAUUUUUAUCAUAGGUUGCUUAAGACUACAAAGUAAUCAAAAGUGACUUGUUUCUGUAAAUCCAACAUACUGUUGGUCUGAAGGCUGUUCUCCCUUAUCUGUAUAUGAAAUGAACAAAUGGUUUUGUACCACUUUGUCUACUUUCCUUAGGGUCUCUUUCUCUGGUACACCAUGUAUUUUACUUGUAUACUAAGUGCAAUAUCAUGUACUUCAAACUGAAUUUCAAUAAACGAAACAAGUUGCAUUA